AUGGAACAGCAAUCGGGUACACAGGAAGAGUACAAAUUUGACCUCCUGUUUUUCAAGCGAUUUUUUAGACUCAUCAGUUUUAUGUUCCCAGCUUUCUUCAGCCUUCCUGUUCUUCUCUGUACUUUUCUUUUGUGUCUUUCACUCCUAGAGCAAUUUGUCAUCAACAAAAUUGGUUUGUUGCCAUCAAAUUAUUACACAGUCUUGGGCAACAAAGACAGAGAAAGUUUUAAAGACCUUAUUUUAAAAACACUUCUAUUUAUUUUAACAGAAGCUUUUCUCAGUAGUACUAUUACGUAUGUGACAUCAAUACUGCACAUUUGGUGGCGCCAACAGUUAACCACCUCUCUUCACAAGGAAUAUUUCACUGAUGUUCUCUAUUACUAUGUCAACAUUCUUGACAAAAAUGUUGACAAUCCGGACCAACGAAUUGCUGAGGAUCUGGACAACAUGUGCAACAUUUUUAGCCAAAUAUUUGCUCCUGUUAUCAUUUCACCUUUCAUUACCGGAUAUUACAUUUGGCAAGUUGUGAAAAUGACUGGUUACCUGGGUCCAGUCAUUGUUGUCGUUUUCUUUCUGUUUGCUACAAUUAUUAAUCAAUUUCUUAUGUCUCCUGUUGUCAAUUAUGUUUACAAAAAAGAAAAAUUUGAAGGGGAUUUCCGAUUUAAACACAUGCAGAUCCGAGUAAAUGCAGAAUCAAUGGCCUUUUAUCAGCCUGGCAUGACAGAACUUUCUAAAACCAAUGCCAAAUUAUUUGACCUUCUUGAAGUUCAGUACAAACUGGCCCAGAGGAAAUAUGCGCUCACAUUUUCUGUCAAAUUUUAUGACUACAUUGGGUCUAUUCUGAACUACAUUAUAUUAGCAAUUCCAAUUUUUACUGGCCACUUUGAUGACCUGACACCAGUUCAAUUAUCUGCUCUCAUCAGUUCUAAUGCAUUCAUUACAAUUUACCUGAUUAGCUGCUUCACAAAACUCAUCGAUCUUUCAAGUUUAGCUGCACAAAAUGCUGGACUUGCCCAUCGUGUUUCCAUUCUGUUUGAGGUCUUAAAAAAGCAGAAAGGUGACCAAAUUCGAACAUUUGACUCCUUUUCUUCUUAUUCAGAUGAAAGAUUUAAUGUGCCAGACAAUGCUGAAAAUGAUCAAAAUGAUAUUGCUCUUAUCUACAGAGAACCAAUUGAAAUCAACAGAACCACAGAUUCCCAUUUAGCUGUCUCAGUCAAAAAUCUCACUUACUGUAUCCCAUCAUCAAGAGAAAUCCUUUGUCAAAAUUUAACAUUUCAACUUGAGUCUGGAAUCAACAUUCUAGUCACUGGUGAAAGUGGAAGUGGAAAAAGUUCUUUAAUCAGAAUGAUUAAUGGCCUUUGGCCAGUUACAUCAGGCCAUGUUAAAUGCUACAUUCAUUUGGGUACAAAAGGCAUGAUGUUUCUUCCACAAAAACCUUAUUUCACAAAUGGAAGCUUGUUGCAACAGAUUAUCUAUCCUGACAAUGAGGAAAGUUUUAGUUAUGAUCCUGUAGUUUGUGAUGAAAUCUUUCGCUAUUUAGAACAAGUUCAGUUGCAAAGUCUUGUAUCAAGAGUUGGUCAACUGGACAAAAAAUUAGACUGGGACUGGUACAAUGAAUUAUCCCCAGGACAGCAGCAAAGACUUUGUUUUGCAAGGUUGUUUUAUCAUAAACCUAAAUAUGCUGCACUUGAUGAAUCAACCAGUCAGAUCAGUCUAGACGCUGAACGAGUAAUUUAUUCUUUGUGCAAAGAAUUGCAAAUAACAUUUAUCAGCAUUGGCCAUAGACAUAGUUUACGGCAAUAUCACCAAAUAGAACUUCAUUUAGAAGGCAAUGGUGGCUGGAAAAUGGAAUCCAUUGAAUCAUAG
This is a messenger RNA of Acanthosepion pharaonis, 1866 nucleotides long. The record is from the annotation of a GenBank genome assembly. Lineage: Eukaryota; Metazoa; Mollusca; Cephalopoda; Sepiida; Sepiidae.